Molecule: messenger RNA, 1629 nt
Organism: Dichotomopilus funicola
Lineage: Eukaryota; Fungi; Ascomycota; Sordariomycetes; Sordariales; Chaetomiaceae
Product: cytochrome P450
Exons: 3
Coding region: 1-1629 (542 amino acids)
Molecular function (GO): heme binding; monooxygenase activity; oxidoreductase activity, acting on paired donors, with incorporation or reduction of molecular oxygen
Source: RefSeq, a predicted model, not a curated record
AUGGAGUCUUUCACACCCAAGACCCCGGCCCCCGUCCUGGCCUUCUCCGCGGCGGCGGCCUACUCAGCCGGGGUUGCCCUGGGAUUCAUCUUGCUGUACUGGAUCCUCUGGCGCGGAUACAUCUUCCCCAUGUACUUCUCCGAGCUCCGCCACGUGCCGACCGUGCCGGGCUUCCCGCUCUGGGGCCAGUUCGUGCCCGUCAUCACCGAGGAGUGCGGACUGCCGCAACGCCGGUGGCACCGCAAGUAUGGCCCCAUCAUCCGGUACUUCUUCCCUCUCGGCUGCGAGCGUCUGUCGAUCGCCGACGACAUGGCCAUCCGCCACAUUACAGUCAAGAACCACCAAAACUUCCCCAAGCCCGUUCGCGCCAAGCUGUGGAUGGUGCGCAUCCUGGGCGAGGGCGUCCUGCUGGCCGAGAACGACGAGCACACAACCCAGCGCAAGACCCUCAACCCGGGCUUCUCGACCAGCGCCAUCCGCACCUUCAACCCCAUCUUCUGGGACAAGGCCAUCCACAUGACCAACCUGCAGCACCAGCAGAUGGAGGCCACAAACGGCAAACACGGAUUCAUCUCGCUCGAGAUCCUCGAGUGGUUCAACCGCUGCACCCUCGACAUCAUCGGCGUGGCCGGCUUCGGCUACCAAAUCGACUCCCUCCAGGACGCAGCCCUGCCCAUCCGCCACGCCUACCAACUCGUCUUCAACUUCGACCUCGGCUCCCGCGUCCUGCACGGCCUCCAAGCCUUCUUCCCCAAAUCCAAGCACCUCCCGGUCCAAAUGAACCGCGACAUGGAAGAAGCCCGCAGCAUCAUCAUGAACGAAGCGACCACCAUCAUCAACGAGAAACUCGCCGAAGCCGAAAGCACCCCCAACGCCAAGGACGUGCUGGCCCUCAUCGCCCAGGAGAACCUCAAGCUCAAAGACAAAGGCGAAAGCGGUCUCACCUUCGAAACCAUGCGCGACCAGAUCAUGACCUUCCUUGGCGCCGGCCACGACACCACCGCCACGGGCGCCGCCUGGGCCAUACACCUGCUCUCCAUCUACCCGGACAUUCAGGACCGGCUGCGCGAAGACGUCCGCGCCCACAUGCCCUGCCUCUUCGACGAGAACUUUGUCUACGACCCGGAGACGACUGUGAUGCCGGAUCCGGACCAGAUUCCGUAUCUCGAUAACUUCUGCCGUGAGGUGUUGCGGUAUAUCCCGCCUAUCCCCAUGACGGUGCGGGAGUCUGUCGCCGAUGACAUCAUCGAGGGGUACAAGGUCCCCAAGGGCACGGUCGUCUACAUGCUGGCUAACGCCAUCAACCGGAUGGAGUGGUUCUGGGGCGAGAACGCGGAUACCUUUGACCCCGACCGGUGGGACCACUUACCGGACACGGCUGUGCCGAACGCGUUUAUGACCUUUUUGCAGGGGCCCCGGGGUUGUUUGGGACGCAAGUUUGCGGAGGUCGAGAUGAAGGUGAUUUUGUGUGUGAUGUUGAGCCGGUGGGUGUUUCGCAGGGAUCUUGAUACGCCGCAUCCGGAGGAUUGGAAGAUGUGGCGGUUGGUGUUGAGGCCGAAGGAGGGGAUUAGCAUCAUUGCGGUGCCGUUGCUAUUCUCUACCAAGGAGAACAAGUCCCUAACUACCUGA